Messenger RNA from Vanessa tameamea, 2319 nucleotides. Its product is annotated as insulin-like growth factor-binding protein complex acid labile subunit. The coding region runs from base 42 to 2285 and encodes 747 amino acids. The transcript has 3 exons. The record is from RefSeq and is a predicted model, not a curated record. Lineage: Eukaryota; Metazoa; Arthropoda; Insecta; Lepidoptera; Nymphalidae. Gene Ontology annotation, molecular function: protein binding.
AAAUUUGCAGUUUUAACAGCAGGCAGUUAUGAUAAAAAGUGAUGAUUCUGUCACGGAUUUGGAGUCUACUCCUGCUUUUCUUUAUAACAGAAGCCGAAAUAUUGGAUUUUGAUGACCAUACAAAUGAGGCUUGUUACACUUGCUACUGCAGCGCAGAUUUGACGAGCGUGGAUUGUUCACAUAGAGGUUUAACCAAUAUUCCUAAUGGCAUCAGUUUGAAGGUGACAAAACUCAACGUUUCAAACAACGAAAUUUCAUCUUUUCCAAACAACCUAAGCAACCUAUACAAUUUAAAAUCUUUGGACCUAAGUGGGAACCUGUUAAAUAGCUUACCAGAAAAUGCAUUACAGAACCUCACAGCAUUGGAAGUAUUGAAUUUGUCAAGAAAUUAUUUUGAAUCAUGGCUAAGCAUAAAUCCCAACGAAGUCUUAAAACCAGCGACUAGUCUAAAAAUUUUAGAUUUGUCCAAGAAUAAAUUCACAACCUUGGCAAAUCUUGCAAAUCAAGAGCUUCUUAUCAGCUCCUCGUUAGAAACAUUGAUAUUGAACAGCUGUGAAAUAAACUCUAUUCACGGCAGAUCGCCUCUUAGCGGACUAAUUAGUAUAAGAGUUCUGAAAUUAAAUAACAAUCCUUUAUUAAGAAUUCAAAAUUUAAUAUCAUCUACGCUGAAGAGUUUAUAUGUAAGCAAUUGUCAGUUGAGUUAUAUAAGUCACAAUGAAUUCGCUUAUUUGCCUUCAUUGGUGUAUUUACAAAUGUCAUAUAACUACCGGUUACAGUUAUCUUCAACAUCGAAUGCAUUGUUUUCUAACUCUCUAAGAUAUUUAGACAUUUCAUAUUGUAAUAUUUUUAGACCUAACUUAUACGGAUUUCCAAAUUUAAGAAAAGCUGUUAUUAAAAACAACAUGAUACGAUUCUUGAAGAGUAUUGAAUUUAUAAAUAAUACAAAAUUAGAAUAUUUAGAUCUAUCCUAUAAUAAUAUAGGGUCCUUCAAAAGUGAUACUUUCCGAGGACUUAGUAUGCUCAGAUAUUUGGAUUUGUCUUGGAAUGAGAUAGCACAAAUACCUGAAGAAAGUUUUAUAGAGAUGCCAUCACUGACACAACUCAAACUUGCUAGAAAUUAUCUUAAUAGAGUGGGACACAUUAAAUCUACGUCAUUAUCAAUACUUGAUAUGAGUUCUUGUGAAAUUAGUAUAAUUGGUAAAGAUUCCUUAGAAGGACUUCCAUCGCUUAUAGAUAUAGACUUAUCACACAACCUUUUAUCAUAUAUCCCGGAUAGUGUCUCAUCGAAUACGCUAAAAUAUUUAAAUUUAAAUUAUAAUCGAAUUAGUUCUAUUAACAAUGUUACCUUUUUCAUGCUACCUCGACUAAGUGGAUUGAGUGUAAUUGGGAAUAGGUUUACUAAUAUUUGGAGCAAAACCUAUUUCAAUUCAAACCUUUAUUUAGAAAGACUCGAUCUCACCGACAAUAUGUGGAGAUGUGAUUGUAUAGACGAUAAUAUGUAUGACUUUUAUGAAUUUGUUACUUUAGAACCAAAUAAAAAGGAGGAAUCUUUUAAUCUAAUAUGCAACAGUCCAAUUAACGUUAUCGGUCAAACAUGGUUAGAAGCAUGUUAUUUUCAUUGGAACCCCACCGAAAAAGCUAGAAACGUCGAUAACUUAAUUUGGUUCUUAAUAGUCAUGGUUGUUGGAUUAGCUCUGUGUCUCUUACUAGUCAAUACUAUCAGAAGAACAAUGAAACGACGUUUAGGAGCAAUUCAAGCUGAAAGGGAAAGACAAGUUGAGGAGGCUAGAGACAGACUUAGACAGUUAAGAAUACGAGCUGAACAGGAAGCGUUAUGUAACACACCUGAUCCAAGAGAUUUAAUUGCACCACCGUCUUAUGAUGAAGCUCUCUCAAUGCCGAAGCUAAAUGCUUCUUCUCAUUCUCUAAACGAAACCGGAACAGGAAAAACCAAACGAAGAAGAGGUAGAAGGAAAACAAAGUCAAGUGGAGAUUUAUUAGAGGAAACAGAAAGAAAUGGUGACGCACGUGUCUUCGAUGACAUAGAGCUUACAGAAACUUCUAAUGAUAAUAAUAGACAUAGACGUCGCCGAAAUCGAAGAUACGGUAGCCAUGAAAUAAAUGAACUAGAGCAAAGUCCAGGUGCCAGACGUAGAAGAAUGUCAGAAUAUAACACCUUGGAUGACAGUGUGACAGUUGAAAUCGAAACGGAGGUAGAACGGCCGCUUCGCCCAAGAAAUCGACGAUAUUCUGACGAAAACCAACCCAGAGAAAGUGAUUUUUAAAUUAUGUAGUUCUUAUUUAGUUUAAGUUUAUAUA